CACGAUCGAUGCGCCGGACGUGGCGUCAUUCUCCUUCGCCCCUGUCUUGAUAACCUGUCCCUUGCUCCUAACUCCGACCUCAAGUCCUUUCUAAAUAAAACAAACGGACAAACGUCUCUCUUUGUGUGAGUGAGUGUGUCUCAUUUGUUUGUGUGUGUUUGUGUGUGGUUUUUAUUUGUCCGUCUCCCUGUUGGACCUGUGACCCCAAUUUCAGUGGCAUACUAAGUCUCUGGCAAUAUGUCAUCAGCACAUGAUGUAGAGACUCGUCUUGAGGAGAUGGUCGAGGUAGCACAAUCUCUGGCCGAAGAUCUCAACACAACUCUGGGCAAGAAAAAGAGAAAAUCAAAACCAGCUGAACCUUGUCGAUGGAUACAACGGGAUGAAGACGGCAACAUUGUUUCAGAAACUGCAGAUGAUGCAGAGACUCAUCUUGAGGAGAUGGACAAGGUAGCACAAUCUCUAACCAAAGAUCUCAACACAACUCUGGGCAAGAAAAAGAGAAAAUCAAAACCAGCUGAACCUUGUCGAUGGAUACAACGGGAUGAAGACGGCAACAUUGUUGCCCAAACAAGCAAUAUGUCAUCAGCAGAUGAUGGAGAGACUCAUCUUGAGGAGAUGGUCAAGGUAGCAAAAUCUCUAACCGAAGAUCUCAACACAACUCUGGGCAAGAAAAAGGGAAAAUCAAAACCAGCUGAAACUUCUCAAUGGAUACAACGGGAUGAAGACGGCAACAUUGUUUCCCAAACCAGCAACAUGUUAUCAGCAGAUGAUGCAGAGACUCAUCUGGAGGAGAGGGUCGAGGCAGCACAAUCUCUGAUCAAAGAGCUCAACACAACUCUGGUGAAGAAAAAGAGAAAAUCCAAACCAAAACCAGCUAAACCUUAUCGAUGGAGAGAACGGGAUGAAGACGGCAACAUUGUUGCCCAAACUAGCAACUCCCCCUCAUCAAACUCAUGUGCGAAACGGGUCAGAUCAUCCACUCCCAGUGUUCCUGAGGGGAACCAGUAACAACUUUCACCAAAGCUUAAGACAGUCAUGUAAGAUGAAACUAAAUCAAUUACUUGAACACGUUUCAUCUAUCUGCAUUGCUAAUGUGCAGAAACUGUAGUUAAUAACCGUAAUGUUCAUUAAAGGUUCACCUGCAUUGAACAGUGGACAUGGUCAAAG
This is a messenger RNA of Limanda limanda (common dab), 1167 nucleotides long. RefSeq lists its product as uncharacterized. Lineage: Eukaryota; Metazoa; Chordata; Actinopteri; Pleuronectiformes; Pleuronectidae. Bases 238 to 1008 code for a protein of 256 amino acids. The record is from RefSeq and is a predicted model, not a curated record. The transcript has 11 exons.